Messenger RNA from Dentiscutata heterogama, 195 nucleotides. Lineage: Eukaryota; Fungi; Glomeromycota; Glomeromycetes; Diversisporales; Gigasporaceae. The record is from the annotation of a GenBank genome assembly.
AUGUCUACCAACAGCAGAUUCUCCGGAACAAUUUAUCGCUCGCUGCUUAGACGCAAUUCUGUAUUCUUGGCUGGAAUUUUUACUACAGCCUUUGUGAUUGAAAUAGCUUUUGAUACUGCUGCUGAUAAAGCUUGGGACUCUAUUAAUAGAGGAAAACAAUGGAAAGACAUCGAAAGUAAAUACACUCAAAAUUAA